AUGCUAGCAGUUAGGAAGGUAAGGAGGAAACUCAGGAUGGGGACCAUCUGCUCCCCCAGUCCCAGCGGGACAAAGACAUUGGAGGUCUGCAAUGCUGACUGGAUGGCCUCGCUCCCUCCACUCCUCCACAACGUCCCCCUUUCCAAUCUGGCAAUCCCAGGCUCCCAUGAUUCAUUCAGUUACUGGGUAGACGAAAAGUCCCCAGUGGGGCCUGACCAAACCCCAGCUAUCAAACGCCUCGCCAGGAUCUCCUUGGUAAAGAAGCUCAUGAAGAAAUGGUCUGUGACUCAGAACCUGACGUUCCGAGAACAGCUGGACGCUGGGAUCCGCUACUUUGACCUGCGUGUGUCUUCCAAGCCAGGGGAUGCCAACCAGGAAAUCUUCUUCAUUCACGGGCUUUUUGGCAUCAGGGUCUGGGAUGGGCUGAUGGAGAUUGACUCGUUCCUCACACAGCACCCCCAAGAGAUUGUCUUCCUGGAUUUCAACCACUUCUAUGCCAUGGACGAGGCCCAUCACAAACGCCUGAUUCUCCGGAUCCAGGAGGCCUUUGGGAACAAGCUGUGCUCAGCCUGCAGUGUGGAGAGUAUGACGCUCCAGACGCUGUGGGAGAGGAAGUGCCAGGUUCUCAUCUUCUAUCACUGUCCCUUCUACAAGCAAUACCCCUUCCUAUGGCCUGGAAAGAAGAUCCCAGCGCCCUGGGCAAAUACCACAAGUGUGCGCAAGCUCAUCCUCUUCUUGGAGACCACGCUGAGUGAGCGCUCUCCCCACGGAUCCUUCCAUGUGUCUCAAGCGAUCCUCACGCCCAGAGUGAAGACCAUCGCCCGGGGCCUGGUUGGCGGCCUCAAGAACACGCUGGUCCAUAGGAAUCUUCCUGCCAUCCUGGACUGGGUGAAGACUCAGAAGCCUGGAGCCCUGGGUGUCAACAUCAUCACGUCUGACUUCGUGGACCUGGUGGACUUUGCCACAGCUGUCAUUGAAUUGAAUGACCUCCUACAGGAGGAUAGAGCUUUGGCUAAAUGCUGA
This is a messenger RNA of Lipotes vexillifer (Yangtze River dolphin), 1023 nucleotides long. RefSeq names its product phosphatidylinositol specific phospholipase C X domain containing 2 (gene PLCXD2). Gene Ontology annotation, molecular function: phosphoric diester hydrolase activity. Lineage: Eukaryota; Metazoa; Chordata; Mammalia; Artiodactyla; Lipotidae. The record is from RefSeq and is a predicted model, not a curated record. The transcript has 4 exons. Gene Ontology annotation, biological process: lipid metabolic process. Bases 1 to 1023 code for a protein of 340 amino acids.